This is a messenger RNA of Musca domestica (house fly), 4841 nucleotides long. RefSeq lists its product as uncharacterized. NCBI's taxonomy places the organism in Eukaryota, Metazoa, Arthropoda, Insecta, Diptera, Muscidae. The transcript is spliced from 2 exons. The record is from RefSeq and is a predicted model, not a curated record. The coding region runs from base 337 to 4035 and encodes 1232 amino acids.
AACACAAGAAUUGCAAACACACACACGCAAUAACAAAUUGUGUGGUGUUUAUGAGAAACCAGAGAGCGGGAGAGACGGAGAGCGAGUGUGUUUGCUAUUAUGUGGAAGAUAAAGCAACAAGCACCAGAAAAACGGCGUCUCAACAGAAUAAUCAAAGUUGAGUUGAGUGUGGUGGUGCGUUAAAAACUAAAUGAAAUCCGAAAACAAAAAUAUUAUUUGCUUGCAAAAUAUUACAAAUAAUUCCACAAAUAAUAUAAACAUUACAUUGUACAAUUGCUAAGAAAGUUUGGUGAAUUAAAAGUUGAGAAAUUUCUGCAACAUUUUGAGGUGGAAACAAUGAUCAACACUUUGCUGACACAUGUGCCAAUUAAAAUGGAAAAUAAAGAAGUGGAAGUGAAUGACAAUGGCGAGGAGCACAUACGAGAUGACAACGAUAUCAAUUCCGAAGGUGAUGCAGAGGAGGAGGACGAUGAAGAUGAUCUAGAAGAGGACCUGGAUGAGGAUGAUGACGAGGACGACGACGAGGAGGUAGAUGAUUUGGCCAGUGAUGUGCUGGAGGUGGAACAAGAGGUUACUAUGCUUAUGAGCAGUGAUGAGGAAGCUGAGCUGGAGGCCCAGCGCAUACGUUUUCCAGAAAAACGAGCGUCUAGGAAGAAGUCUCAUGACAGUAAAUCAAGCCGUAGUACAAGCCGAAAUAGCAACACCAGCCAAACAUCUAACGCAACCAAUGUCAGCAACCACACCACCACCAACAACAACAACAUUCCUGCAAAUUCAACGAAAACAAACAAAAAAGAUUUAACCACGGCAACAACAACAAAAGAGAAAAGGCCAACAACAUCCAAAAACGCAAACAUUGCGCCAGAGAAAACAUCAGAGACAGAAUCGACGACAACAACAACAACACCACCACCACAAAGAACAUCUCCACGCAACCGAAAGGAAAACAACAAAAACCUAGACAAUUUGCCAGCUGCCGGUGACCUACGACAAGUUGCCCGCCGCCAAAGCAGCAAUUCCACCUGCAGUGUUGCCUCCUCGAUUGGCUCAACGGAAUCCGCUGAAACAGAGUCCUGCGGCAACAUCUAUGUCUAUCAGCAGGAACAGAAGCUGAUAUUCAAUUGUGAAUUUUGCGAUUUAAAAUAUCCCGAUUUGGUGAAUCUCAGUCGCCACUUACACGACGCCCAUCAGCUAUUCCACAACGACAACAAUAAUGCCCACCACCACCAUCAAAGCGAUGAAGAUCAAGAAAAGGAGAAUUCUCCACGAAACCUGCGCAAUCGAAAUAAUCGUUUGCCCACGACCAAAACCCCCCAACUGCAAGCGUUGAGAGUGAAAAAGGAACCAUUGCAAACAGCGGAGAGCUCUGCUUCGCCAACUGUUGCUCUUACCCUAGAUGUGGUGACCGAGCAUAGCCUACAGUCGUGCGGUAAUGUUUUCAUUCUAAACCAUCGCAAAUUGUUUUUGGUCUGUGGCCACUGUGAAAGCAAAUAUGCCAAUGUGGAGCUGUUCGAAAAGCAUUUGCGUCAACAACAUGAGCUGUUCAAGGACCAACCGGCCUGUAAUGAGGUCAAUGUUAUACCCAAAACAGAGAUUAAGGAGGAGGUUUUCAUCAUUACCGAGGUGGUGGAGAAAACACCCGUGAUAGCCCAAGAAGCAAUGGUGGCAAUACCGGCGGAGAUACCUUUAGACAUUAGUACCACAGAGGAGGCAAUCAAUGAACACAAUGUUGAGGAGUCAGAAGAGACGGUCAUACUGUCCAGUGAUAUUCCCAUGGACACAGAGGUUAUAUCGUCCAUACAAAUACAUGACUCUGGGGUGACAGUGGCAGAGAUCCCUGUCAUAAUUGCAACGGCAGAGGAUACCGUCACCAUAGAAGAAAUUCCAUCGCCUUCCCCUAUUCCCCAAGAAACAAUUCAAGAGACUGCUGCCUUGGAGCAAAUACCCGAGAAAGUGGCAAAAGAAACGGAGACAGUAGGCAGUCCCCCACCAACCAAGAAAAGUAGCCGCAAAAGACGUUCUUCUCCCGAAAAGCCAGCUACUCCCAAAUCUCCUUACAAAAGGCCACGCAGGAGUGUUAGGGCACCCGUGGCAGAGCUGGAAUCCCAGAAACCUAAAGAAGCAACUAAAUCCGCACGCAAACCUGCAAAUAACAUUAAAAAGGAAAAUAAAAAAUCUCCCAAGAAUAACGAAACUCAGGCUGAAACUUCCACGGAUAUUGCCAGUACAGCCGAAAGCAUUCCGGUUCAAGAGCCAACUCCAAAAUCCCCCGAAACCAACAAUUCCACAACUAAACGUUCAAAGAAAUCCGCAGCAGGGGCUGCAGAGGGACCCAAAAGGAAGCGUAAAACCAUUAAGACCAAAAUUGAAAAGGAGGAUCAACCAACCCCUGUUCUCUUUGAGGCACCUAUCGUCCCAACCAACACAGAAAUAGAAUCCUCUAUUGGAACAGGUCCCUCGGACAGAGAUGAAGAAUUCCUGGAAGACCCUGUGGCCGAUAUAAUUCAGCAAAUACAAAAUGAAGAAAAUAUGGCACAGGAAAAUCUUCAUCCUAUCCCGCCCACAACAUUGGCGGUGAGCCCAUUUGCACCCACAUCCUCCAAGCAGGUUAUCAUAACUGUGGCCAAUAACCCCAGCAACCAAAUGUCACCCACAUUUACCACAACAACUGUCAUCAACCACAAUCCGAAUUCCCCAGAAGAUGUGAAACCCAUCAUCAAUCAUUUGGGUGAACGUCGAUAUGCCUGUGAUCAGUGCCCUCGCACCUUCAAGAAAAAUGUACGCCUGGUGGAACAUAAACGUCUGCAUGACGGUGUGAAACCCUUUGCCUGCGAUGAAUGUGGCAAAACUUUCCGCAUACGCAUGCAACUCAACACACACAAACUUCGACAUUCCAAAGAGAAGAGGUUCAUUUGUGAGAUAUGUCAAUUGGGUUGUACCACCAAACAAGAUCUGAAUCUACACAUGAGACAUCACACCAACGACAGGCGAUUCCAUUGCACCAUGUGCCCCAAGGCUUUUGUACGUAAUUCCGAUCUGAAAAUACACAUACGCGUUCACACCGGCGAAAAGCCUUAUGUCUGUGAAAUUUGUCACAAAUGCUUCCGAGCCAAUCAGAAUCUCAUUGUUCACAGGAAAUCCCAUAUGGGCGAGGCGUCCCGAACCUUUCAGUGUGAACAUUGUGAUAAGAAAUUUCUGCGAAAAAUUGAUCGCACCGUACACAUGCGUUCCCAUACGGGAGAGAAGCCCUUCAAAUGUGAGAUAUGUGACCGGGCCUAUUCAUCGAAAUUUAAUGUUCGCGCUCACAUUGAACGCGAUCAUAUAUCGGAGAAUGGUCGAAAGAAACCGGGGCCCAAACCACACAGUCUGCGAGAGGAAUUGAAAAUACAAAAGAGACUUAUUGAAGAAUUGCAGAAGCAGCUGAUGAUGCAAAUUAAAACGGAUGAAAAGAUAAUACCGGCUGAAAUGCAACCCAUCAACGAAAGUGAUAUGGAGGAUCAACAUAUGGAGGAGAUGAUUGGGCCCACAACAACAACUGCAACGGCGAAUGCGGUAGCCGCAGCUGCAGUGGAAAAUGAAACAUAUAUAAUUUCGGAGAUUAGUUCUCCGCCCACUAACAAUUCCAUGGAUCAACAAUCUCUACCACAACAUGCAUCGCCUGAGGAGGGUCUUAAGGUUACGCCUUUCACCAAGGCGGCCAAACAGAGAAAUGUGGUGGCAGCCUCCACUGCCAAGUCCUCAAAUAUUCACUUGCCCCUGGUUAAAAAAGAUGCUGCGGCCGCCACAACCACUCAAGUGGUGCAACAGAAAACUUCUUUGGGCAUACAACAGGUAUCUGUCACAGUUUCCAUGCAAGUCGACAACAUUUCAACUCCCACCAGUGUUAAUGAUACAAGCGGUGGCGGCGGCAGCAGUGGAUCUACUCCGGAAAAAGAAAAUUCCAGCAGUCCAAAAGCGGUGGGAUCAUCAAGUGCGGGUGUCAAAAAGGAAAGGAAAAUAACCAGCUAUUUUACAGUGGUCGGUCAGAAAACGUAAGUGUUGAAGGGAGAGAGAAAGAGAGAGAGAUUUGAAUGAAAAACGGUAAUAGUUUUUGCCAAGGGAGACGGAGAAAUGAAAGGAGAUGGGGACAUAUAUUUGUCGAAGAAAAAUUAUUUGCAAAGGAAGAGCCAAGAAAAUGAAGGUAUAAUUAGGUAGUACAGUAAGAAAAUGGGACAUACUUCUAGGAGCUCUACAGAGAUAUAAAUAUAAAUUAUAACUAUAUUUAUUUAAAAGCAGAAUUAAUUCAAGUUCAUUGGAGAUUUGAUAAAAAAAUUGAACAAGUAACGAUUUUAAAAUUAUAAAUCGGUGCAUACUUUUAGGAAGACUCACCAAGGAUCAACAUUUUUUGAUCAAAGCUGUCAUUCAACUCAACUCCACUAUUCCAAUACCUGAAAAGGGCAUUCAAUUCAAACUUAUUUCCAUACAAAAGCCUCGCACAAACCGAAAUAUUUAUGUAAAAUAUGUACUUCACAACAAAUUGAAUCAUAAAACCGAAACGUUACUUGCCCCAUGCAAACAAAAAAUAGACAGGAAAUCUAGAGCCUUGUCUUUGUUUAACAAAUUUUUAAAAAUGUUUGGAAACGAAAAAAAAAUAUGAUAUUAUUACUAAAAGUAUAACUGUUGUUAUAUAUGAAUAUAUACAAAAAAAGAGAGAAAGAAAGAAAUUUGUUAAAAAUAUACACGCAACUAUUUUUGAUACAAGGAAAUAUUGAAUUUUUUACAAAAAAAAAACUAAACGCACACACAAACUAAAAGACUCAUAAGACUUAAUGUAAUAAAACCAGGUUAAAUAUUACUAUAAA